GCGGAGGACGAGAAAUGCCCUGUGUGCCGCCAAGACGGUAGCGCCAAUGUGGCCCCGGCCUACGCGAACCGGCGUGCCAUUCUUAAUCUCACCAUGUUCUGCCCCAACAAGUGUGGCCAGUGCUUCAGCUUGCGCGAAAAGGACAGUCACCUGAGCGAGUGUGCGCCGCGAAUUGCUCAGCAGCAAGCACCGGUGAUUUGCGAGCUCUGUGGAGAUACCGUGCCUGCUGAUGGCCUGGCACGACACAUGGAGUCGAACCCUGGCAAGCACAUGGCCGCAUUACUUACACAGGUGAGCCGGCUGAAGCUGGAGGUCGGUGAGCUAAAGGAGCGCUUGGCGCAGAAUGCCGGAGCGUAG
This is a messenger RNA of Symbiodinium pilosum, 357 nucleotides long. The record is from the annotation of a GenBank genome assembly. Lineage: Eukaryota; Dinophyceae; Suessiales; Symbiodiniaceae.